Teleopsis dalmanni is the source of this 503-nucleotide messenger RNA. RefSeq lists its product as uncharacterized. The coding region runs from base 47 to 259 and encodes 70 amino acids. The transcript is spliced from 2 exons. The record is from RefSeq and is a predicted model, not a curated record. Lineage: Eukaryota; Metazoa; Arthropoda; Insecta; Diptera; Diopsidae.
UAAAUAUUAGUAUUAAGGCUUUUAAUUCUGUAUAGUAUAUGUAAAUAUGCCCCACAACAGACUAUGCAGUACUCAAGCAACUAGAUCGUACCCAAAUUAUAAUAAGCAGCAAAAUGUACAAUCCGGAACGUCAUCGGGUGUGAUGGAGCCAUUGAACUCAAUACGUGAAAGAUAUCAACGUGGUUCGCAACACAUUCACAACAAAGUUCGUUCUGAUUUAAAACAAAGCAUGGAAAAGGAACGAAACAAUGUAUUAUAGUUGAGAGAAAUGUUGAUAUGUUGUGCCAAGCUAAGCAAAUUUUCCAAAAUUUUACUGAACAUGUUCGGAAAAAGGAUGAAAUCAUUAAAACUUCAAUGGAAAACUUAAGAACCUUAACAAAACAAUUAGAACAGUCAGCGAAUGAUCCAAGGAAGAAACAUAUGGAACAACGUUUAACGCAAUUAUUAACUAAAUUAGAAAACUGAUUCCAUUUGUAGAAUAACUGAAGUGUAUUACCUCUUCC